CGAGAACAUAGAGAAUGAGUGGGACGCUGUUGCACUCAGUUUUGCAGUGUCUACAAAACCUCUUUCCAGCGUCAACGUUGUAACAAAAGAAGAAGAAAAGCAAACGUUUAUACCACCUGGCAAAACUACAAUCCGCCUUUGGAUUUGUGUCCUUAAACGAAAUGAGGCCCUGGCAAACGGUUAUUGAUACGUUUUGUGGUUCAUUGACAGCGAGUAGUAAGUAGUUAACAGACAAAUGUUGAAUGCUUACUUUUCUUUCGUCUUUUUCCUUUUUUUGGAUGGUACCCGCUUGUAAAUUAAACUCGGUGCUUUAAACGUCUCAAGCCAGGCAAUAAAGCAUGGGAAUAACUGAAAUCUGUUUAAUGUAAAGUCGCAGAUUUCUAUAGUGAAAAAAUAUCAAUUUAAUGGAAACAAGAAGUUUGUUUUCAAUUACGGGGUGAUUGAUCACAGUAAGUGUUCACUGACUGGAAGGAGGCAACAAAGGUGGUACCCCAAACUGGACCGACAGAGUCGUUUUGGAGGAAGGUGUUUAGAUCUUUUGUUGUAUAUCAGCAGACAGCGUGACGACCGAGCUGAAGUGUCAUUUAUGUACUGUACAAUUCCAUGGUUCCUGAUGUUUUCGCUCGGUUUACCCCUUGCUUAUAGCAUAAACUACCUGGACUGAACUGAAACCAAACAUCCGAACCUUCGUUAGCAACAACAGACUGGUUUGUAAAAUACAGCGUGAACUGAAGCCGAUAAACAAGUGAACAAGCCGGAAUGAGUUCACUGACUUGUCUUCUUUCAUAUGCAAUUCGCUUUCCCUAUUUACUGAACAGUUAAUCAGGCUGAUGCUUAAUUGAUACGUGCAGUCAUACAAAUUCUCAAGUGUCUCGAAGAUGGCAACAGCACUCGGAGGACGCAAUCCGGGAAAUCGCGGAGCGAACCCCAGAAAGGGCCGUAUCUUGGGAUUUAUAGACGCCAUCCAGGAUGCUGUGGGACCCCCGAAGCAAGCCGCCGCGGAUCGGCGCACAGUGGAGAAGACUUGGAAACUAAUGGACAAAGUGGUGAGACACUGCCAAAAUCCAAAAUUACAAUUGAAAAAUAGUCCUCCUUAUAUCCUGGAUAUUCUUCCAGACACUUACCAGCAUCUGCGGCUUAUAUUGUGCAAGUAUGAAGAAAAUCAAAGACUUUCACAGCUGAGUGAAAAUGAAUAUUUCAAAAUAUACAUCGACAGCUUGAUGAAGAAGUCAAAAAGAGCGAUUCGACUUUUUAAAGAGGGCAAGGAACGGAUGUAUGAGGAGCAGUCACAAGAUCGAAGGAAUCUUACCAAGCUGUCUUUGAUCUUCAGUCAUAUGCUUGCAGAAAUUAAAGCAAUCUUUCCUGCUGGACAAUUUCAAGGUGAUACCUUCCGAAUCACAAAAGCUGAUGCUGCAGAGUUCUGGAGAAAAUUCUUUGGUGACAAGACAAUUGUGCCAUGGAAAGUAUUUAGACAGUGCCUUCACGAAGUCCACCCAAUCAGCUCUGGUCUAGAAGCAAUGGCUCUUAAAUCUACUAUCGACCUGACCUGUAAUGAUUAUAUUUCCAUAUUUGAGUUUGAUAUCUUCACAAGACUUUUCCAGCCUUGGAGCUCAAUAUUAAGGAACUGGAAUUUUCUGGCAGUGACUCAUCCUGGCUACAUGGCAUUUUUAACAUACGAUGAAGUGAAGGCUCGGCUCCAAAAAUAUAUUUCUAAGCCUGGAAGCUACAUCUUUCGAUUGAGUUGCACUCGUUUGGGGCAAUGGGCCAUUGGUUAUGUCACCAGCGAUGGAAAUAUACUUCAAACAAUUCCACACAACAAACCUCUUUUUCAGGCCUUAAUUGAUGGCUGCAGAGAAGGAUUUUAUCUUUACCCAGAUGGCAGAGCUUAUAACCCCGAUUUAACAGGUUUAUGUGAACCUACACCACAUGAUCACAUAAAAGUUACGCAGGAGCAGUAUGAACUAUACUGUGAGAUGGGUUCCACAUUUCAGUUGUGUAAAAUAUGUGCAGAGAAUGAUAAAGAUGUGAAGAUUGAGCCUUGUGGACACCUGAUGUGCACCUCCUGUUUAACUGCUUGGCAGGAAUCUGAAGGGCAAGGAUGUCCAUUUUGCCGAUGUGAAAUCAAGGGGACAGAACCAAUUAUUGUGGACCCUUUUGAUCCACGUGAUGAAGGUGCUAAGAGCAAUUUUAUUGAGAAUUUCAGUUCCCAAAUGCUGGAUGUAGAAGAUGAUGAUGACAAAGAAGAAUUACUUGUUAUGAAUAGACUUGCUUCUGUCAGAAAAUACGCUGAAAGUCAGAAUUCCCCAGUGACAUCACCGAAUUCUUCACCUUUAACACAAAGGCGGAAGCCCCUUCCUGAUCCUUUGCAGAUACAACACCUUAAUCUUCCCCCUGUCCCUCCUCGGUUGGAUUUGAUACAGAAAGGAGUGAUCCGCUCUCCAUGUGGCAGCCCAACAGGGUCACCUAAAUCUUCUCCGUGUAUGGUAAGAAAACAAGAUAAGCCCCUCCCAGCUCCUCCGCCCCCACAGAGAGACCCACCUCCACCUCCACCCCCAGAGAGGCCUCCACCAAUUCCGCCAGAUUCACGGCCCUUACGUCAUCCUCACAGCACUCCAAGUUUGCCCUCGAGAGAACUCCACAUGCCCGCUGAGGCGUGGUGCCCACGUGAGAAUGUGGGUCCUGGCCUUCACACAGACUGUCGGCCUCCUGCAGACCGUUCUCCAAAACUGGGCCUCACUGCACCCACACAACUUAAUGGGAGACAUACCUGCUUAACAACAGAUUCAGGAUUUGGGCGACAGAAGCCUCGAAUUGACUUUCCCCCUGAUGGUUCAAAGUCCUUCUCCAAUGGACACUUGAGUACUGAAGAGUAUGACGUCCCUCCACUCCGGCAUUCCCCACCUCUGCCUGCCACCUCAUUAUACAUUGCCAGCCAAAAGUACACACCUCCACAUUCAAAUUGGGGUCCAGAUAAGCCCAGAGGGUUGGUCGACAGCGAAGAUGAAUACCAGGUGCCCUCAUCUCACCCAGUUGCUCUUAAUACCCAACCACCUCUUUGCUUGGCCAUUCAUCUCCAGAACAGAGUGUCUGAAAAUGGACAGGGUCUUAAUGGAACGUCUGACCAAACGUUGGAAGUGGCAAAGCGGAAAUCUCCAGAGAUUGGUGAUCUUAUGGAGUUGCCCAGCGUUUCCUUCAUAUCUGGACUGCCACCUCGGACAGUAUUAAGAGACAAGAAAACUAGUAGCAACUGUCUCAACAGGACUCCUUCAGACUACGAUAUCUUGGUUCCCUCCCCAGGAGAUGAUCUCUUCGAUGGCCCUCCUCCUUCAUUGCCUCCUCCACCUCCACCUGCCAGACAUAGUCUUACUGAAUAUUCAACCUCUAAAGGCAUCGAUUCCAGUGGUAAACCCAUCUUGAACAUUGACUCCUUUGUCACCUCAUCAGAAAACUUUGCUGAUAUAUUUGGCGGACACCUUCCAAUGCCACCUGCUCGACGGCUAACAGGCGACAAUAUGAAGCCUCCUCAUCAAAUAACUCAAGAGUACGAUCGGCUCCCACCCACUAUAGCUCAUGUUGAGGGUCCACAAGUUCCAGCGAGACCUCCUAAACCACUGCCACGUAGGACUGCUCCAGAACCACAUCACAGAAAGGCCUACAGCCAUGAGCCAAUGGUGGAGAAUGUAGACGCCAAAAUUGCAAAACUGAUGGGUGAGGGCUACUCAUUUGAAGAUGUGAAAAGGGCUCUUAUGAUUGCUCAGAACAAGGUGGACGUGGCACGAAACAUUCUGAAAGAGUUUGCAGUUUUCCCAUAGUCCGUUGUAAGGUGAACCCAACUGGCGUCGCAGUACAAAAAUGGGGUCUGUCCCUGGGAUGCAUAGACUUGGAGCCCUUCAAGAGAUGGAAGGACACCAAUGAUGAAGGAACCUGGAGGCGGCAGAACAUCUUCACAUUCAAUUUGAGGAGUGCAGAGUCAAAAACAAACAGAAAUAAUCAGGGGUCAGCUGAAGAAAAGCAAAAAAAAAAACAAAAAGGUUUACAUCUUAAACAUUAAUUUAAGCCUGUGAAGAACUUGUUUACAGUCCAUGGCAGAGGAUGGUCAACGUUGUUUUCUUUUUUUUUUUUUUACGGAUUAAAGCUUUUUUCAGUCACUUAUGAUUACUUUUGGCUUUUGUGUCCAUGUCUGGAGUUUCCUGUACUGUGUCAGUACUGCUAUUUUUUAUUUGAAAAUCUUAAUCCUCACAAGCUUUUUUAGCUGGUGAGCAUGAUGAUGAGCUGCAUUGGCUUUGUACGCUUCUGCUGGCAGGGCACAGUGGGAUAUACGAGUGUUAAAAAAAAUAUAUAUAGACAAAAAUCACAAUGGACCUCUCCGGUUCCUUAAUGCUUUAACGAACAAAGUGAAUCAAUGAGAAAUUGACGCAAAUACAAACAAAAAAGCAUGUGGCCUUCACUACUGAGUCUUUUAUCGUAAGAUUUUUUAAACAACAAAACAACUUCUGAAUGUAGAGUGCAUUAUUUGUCUUUUUUAUGUUAUAUAUAAUAUCAAAGUGACUUAAAAAGUGCUUAUUUUUUUGUCUUACAUAUUUUGUGCUUUACAGAACAAAUACUUUUGUGUUUGAGCAGCACUUCCAACGUCAGUUUGGUUGCUGUUUAAGUAGGCAGUCAGGAAGGAUCCGAAAAACUGUCCUGAUGGAGCUUCAGCGGGCACAAGUAUUAAUUUAUAGACUUUCUACUCCAGCUUUUUUGUCUCUUUUUUUAUCUUCUGUAUAGUAACUAAGCUGAUCCUGCCAUCCUAUCAAAAUUUUCUUUUUUAUCUGAAGGGCUGGAAUAAAUUCUCUAAUAUCCCAUUCAUGUUACUUGACUCUUUCCAUUUUCUGCUCCAGAAGUAUCAUCUACUUCUCCCUUGCCAAAGAUUAGAGAUGGUCAUACAAAAAAAGCAAGAGAUGGCAGUGGUCCAUUUGAGAACGUUGAAGGGACCACGCGAAAUCAACAUUAAAAGGAACAUAUCAAAAGGAGCCUGCUGUUGAACAAAAAAAUUACAUAUAAACGCUCACACAUACAGUACCAGCACCAACUUCAAGUGCCAAAAUGAGGAGACGCUCUUUGUGUGUAUGCUCAAGUGUGUGUGUGUGAAUUUUUUCUAAAGUCGGAACGUAUUUUAUUUUAUCAAAUUUUUUGCCUUGUACAGGGAGAGAAAUCGCAACAUUCAGCCACAUUUGAUAUACCCCAUAUAUCACAUUGUAAAUCAUAUUUAUUUUGUAUGUAGUUUUUAUGUGAAUACAGAACUUCACAGCUGUGGUACCUGUGGAUAUUGUAUCUUCAUGUCAGAUGUUAAUAAACAAGUACAUUUUUAACCUCAUUGACAGAAACUGACAUGAAUGGUUGCAAACUUUUUUUUCCCAGUCCAGUUGGAUUUAGCAAUUGGUGCUCAUUCAAGGCCGAGCUGCAGUCACUAACCCUCCCUUCUGUUUGUCACAAUGUGAAAGUUAGCAGUUUUUGUUGCUUUGUAUAUUUUUUAUUUUCUGUUCAGGUUUACUGUUCUUAACUUGAAGCUUUAUUUUGCACUGGUUAUCUAGUCUAUUGUAUUAAACUUGAAAGUCUCAAACUGAUGCUACGUCAGCCAUUGUCCAUGCCAAAAUGCUCCUGAGAAGCGAUUUCUGAUUUGCAUUGCAGAAUUUUCUUAAUAGAUCUUCAUAUUGUAUCAAGAAAUGCCUUUUCUUGUUUAACAUGGAAAGCGUAGUGAUGUGUGCAAUUAAUUUAUAUUUUAUUAAAGCAUUCUCUGGGUUCCAGUGUUCUGUUAUUCAGUAACUUGUAAUCUGUUCUUGUACAAUGUUUUAUAAAGACCAGUAUUAACAAA
This is a messenger RNA of Erpetoichthys calabaricus (reedfish), 5854 nucleotides long. It is a transcript of the gene cblb, whose product is annotated as Cbl proto-oncogene B, E3 ubiquitin protein ligase. The transcript has 18 exons. Lineage: Eukaryota; Metazoa; Chordata; Cladistia; Polypteriformes; Polypteridae. The record is from RefSeq and is a predicted model, not a curated record. Gene Ontology annotation, molecular function: receptor tyrosine kinase binding; SH3 domain binding; calcium ion binding. Gene Ontology annotation, biological process: negative regulation of epidermal growth factor-activated receptor activity; cell surface receptor signaling pathway. The coding region runs from base 879 to 3812 and encodes 977 amino acids. Gene Ontology annotation, cellular component: membrane raft; plasma membrane.